Arabidopsis arenosa is the source of this 865-nucleotide messenger RNA. Lineage: Eukaryota; Viridiplantae; Streptophyta; Magnoliopsida; Brassicales; Brassicaceae. The record is from the annotation of a GenBank genome assembly.
GAAGAAAUCAAGAGGCUAAUUUUCCUGUUUUGUUGAUUCCUCUGAUAUUCAGAUUCUCACUUCUCAGGAAAACCCUAAAGGAAAAUUCUGUUUUUGAGAAAUAUGAAGAUACAAUGUGAUGUGUGUGAGAAAGCUCCGGCGACGCUUAUAUGUUGUGCCGAUGAAGCUGCUCUCUGCGCUAAAUGUGACGUUGAGGUUCAUGCUGCUAAUAAGCUAGCUAGUAAACAUCAACGCCUUUUUCUUGACUCUCUCUCAACUAAAUUCCCUCCCUGCGACAUCUGCCUUGAGAAGGCAGCUUUCAUAUUCUGUGUAGAGGAUAGAGCUCUGCUCUGCAGAGACUGCGACGAGGCGACCCAUGCACCAAAUACUCGCUCUGCUAAUCACCAGCGUUUCUUAGCCACUGGAAUCCGAGUUGCUCUUAGUUCCACUUGUUGCAGUCAAGAAGUGGAGAAGAAUCACUUCGACCCAUCUAAUCAGCAGAGUCUCUCUAAACCGCCAACUCAGCAACCCGCUGCUCCAUCUCCUUUGUGGGCUACCGAUGAAUUCUUCCGCUACUCUGAUCUCGAUUGCAGUAAUAAGCAGAAAGAGCAACUCGACCUCGGGGAGCUGGAUUGGCUUGCAGAGAUGGGUCUGUUUGGUGACCAGCCUGAUCAAGAGGCUCUACCGGCAGCCGAAGUUCCCGAGCUUUCCUUUUCACAUCUGGCUCAUGUUCAUUCCUACAAUAGACCUAUGAAGUCCAAUGUUCCCAACAAGAAGCAGAGACUUGAGUACCGGUAUGAUGAUGAUGAAGAGCACUUCCUAGUCCCUGACCUAGGCUAAACUAUGGAUGAACUAUUGAGCUUUGUAAUAAAUAGCACUUAGUUCG